Messenger RNA from Protopterus annectens (West African lungfish), 2808 nucleotides. Its product is annotated as exocyst complex component 3-like protein 4. The record is from RefSeq and is a predicted model, not a curated record. The transcript has 14 exons. Gene Ontology annotation, biological process: exocytosis; exocyst localization. Bases 243 to 2486 code for a protein of 747 amino acids. NCBI's taxonomy places the organism in Eukaryota, Metazoa, Chordata, Ceratodontiformes, Protopteridae. Gene Ontology annotation, molecular function: SNARE binding. Gene Ontology annotation, cellular component: exocyst.
GGAAGGGAUUGCAAAAGGAACACGGUCAUUGUGUGAAAGAACAUCUAAUUUAGUUUACACCGUGGUUCUGUUUUUUUCCCCAAAAGGUGUUUACAUUCGAACUGACCGAAGCGGAGAUAGUCCUUGUCUACUAACAGGUGACCACGUCUGAACCCGAAGGGCAGAGGUCGGGCAGUGCAUUCAUUUUAAGAACUUGAGUAUCUGAGCAGAAGCAGAGAGCAGGGCACUUGCAAAAAAAAAAAAUGGAAAACGGUGACAAAGUCCAUAAUGUGCGAAAAGACAAUACCAACUCUCCAUUAAAAGCUACAAGUCCAGUAAAGGAUGAAAGAUUUUCAUUAAUUCGAAGAAGCUUGCGUCUGGGUGGUCAUGAAACACCAAAAAGCAAAGACAAACGUGGAAAAGAAGCUGAUCCAGUUUCCCCCACGAAAGAUCCAAAUGAAGAUAAAGAGGUGGGGCAGAUCCCAAAGGCAACAACUGCAAAAGACAGUGGAACAGGUACACAGUCAGUGAAUAUUAAGCCAAAUUUUAGUUUCUCAAGAACUUCCUUACUGGAAAGUACAAGAAAAAAAUCUGAAGUGAAAGAUAAAUGUAAUGGUCUCAACUUAAUCCAGGAAGAUGACAGUUCAGGGAAGUCAGACGUACAUGGCCAUGGAGCAACUGUGGAAGUUGUUGCACCCUUAUCAGUAAUGGAGAUCCAUGAACUGAUCAGAGAAAACAUGCUUUCGAAAGCUUUUCAGCACCUGAGACUACUGGAAAAAGAAAUUCCCACAGCAGGGAGCACAGAUGUAAAUGAAACAGCCAGCACUGAGAUAAUGAGAAAGUGGAAGGACGUACAGCUGCUGUACCAUAAUUUUACUGAACAGAUACAGAGCAUUGUGACUGACUCCUUGAAUAGUUCUGAAACAAAUGCUGAACUUUUUCACUCAAUGAUGGAUAUUAUUGAGGAAGAAGAAAAUAUACAUUCCGUGAAUGAAGAAACUGAAUAUGCUUCAACUUAUGAAUUUCUUGUCAAACCCCAAAAAUGGAAAUGUUUAUGGGAAAAAACAAUACAGAAAAAUAUACAACAAAGAAUACAAAAAUAUAUAAUUCUGCAGGAAGAAAGAACUGAGUCGCAACUUGCUGUGAAUUUAGGAUACCUAAGAAAACAAGUUGUGACAGAUAUAAGUACAGUAAAAAAUAACCUGCAGAAGUGUUACCCAGAAAAAUACAGAAUACUGGAUAUGUAUGUUAAACAUUUUCAUGAAAUAAUUUCUUCAAACUUAAGAGAGCUUUUGGAAAAGCAGAUGGAGUACAAUGAAUUGUAUGCUGUUCUAGACUGGGCUGUGAACACUUACCCAAGUGAAGAGGUGUUGAGGCACGAAGAUCUACAGCCUGAUGUAAAUGUUGAAAACUUAGGACAGCUCUUAGAUCAAACAACUAUGGAUAAACUGAAGAAUGAUUACUGUGAGGCUGUACAGCGAAAAAUUAGGAAAUGGAUGGAUAACCUGAUAAAGCUUGAACAAAACAAGUGGAGUUCAGAAAACAGUCCAGAAAUACUUAAUAACUACUAUCAUUCUCCACUGCAUAUUGAUGUACAGAUGAUGAUAGGACAGCACAUGAAAAACGCUGAAAAAAUUGAUAACCAUUUGAGAAAUAAGCUUUGCAUCAUUUGCAUGGAGGAAGCCAAACACUUUGUGUCAAGAAUUCCAAACAUUGUAGAAGACUGGGCAAUGAAUGAUGUAGCUGGUCAGAACAUUUCUAGACUUCUGGGUCAUUUACUGGCAAUCAUUAACAGCUUUCAGGACUUAAAGUCUGGAUUAACACAGCUGGAUAACUUACAUCUAACCAAUCAUGAAGAAAUGGAAAGAGCGGUAGAUGAUGCAUUAGAAAGCUUUAAUAAACUUAUUCUGAGUCAAUUUAAGGUAAAAACUCAGAUACAUUUUGAGAAAUUGAUGACAAGGCUUUGGAUAUCUGAUUCUGAAGGUUUUGAAGAAAUAAUGACAGUGAUUAAUGAACUCUCCCUACACAUCAAGAAAAUGAAGCAACCCGCAAAAUCGAACCUUGUUCAACUGAUCCACUACCAUAUUGUGAAAGAAUAUAUUGUGCAGGUCAUGAAGAAAAAGAAAUCCUAUAAAAAGUCAAUUACAUGUGAAAAGGCUGCCAAAAGAAUUUUGGAGCAAUCUGAUGCAAUAAAAGAAAUAUUUAAUGGUCUUGGGUCUACUGCUGAAUGGCUAAACAAUGCAGUUAUUUAUAUUUCUAAUAUUAUUGGCCAGAAUGACAAAAAGAUGAUCCAGGAGAAAGUUAUCACAUUGAAUGAAGAAUAUCCAGAUGUGAGUGCUGAACAUAUUUCUGCCAUCCUGCAUUACCGAAGGGCAUUGAGCAACAAAACAAAAAGGAAAAUCCUCAAACAUUUUGAGAAGCUACCAAAGAAGGAUAUGCCUAAAAAUCGGAUGCUAUUCUCUGAAAUUAAUGUCCAUAGUACUGCCGCAUGUCUGCCGUAUGUGUAAUAGUGUACUAUAUUACCUUGAUUUAGAUUAGACUCUCUUCACAUGCUUUGUAAAAGUUGAUCCUUGUAUGUUGCAGUGUAUACCAACUGUUACAAAUGUUAAUGCACAAUACCUUCAAUGUUGUGUACAGUUGUUGAAUAAACUUACAGUGUCAAUAACAGAAUUAAAAAAAUGGAUUUUGUAAAUAAGAUAAUGUUUUAGUGGCUGUGUGCUGUAAGCUUUAAUUAAGCAUAAUACCAAAUGUAGGUGUUUUAUUCUUUAGUGAGAUAACAAAAUCAUUGCUACAGACUGACAACUCAAAUUUUUUUGCAUGUUCUUUUUU